This is a messenger RNA of Hipposideros armiger (great roundleaf bat), 3126 nucleotides long. It is a transcript of the gene GPR155, whose product is annotated as G protein-coupled receptor 155. Gene Ontology annotation, biological process: intracellular signal transduction; transmembrane transport; negative regulation of BMP signaling pathway. Gene Ontology annotation, cellular component: membrane. The transcript has 17 exons. The coding region runs from base 324 to 2933 and encodes 869 amino acids. Lineage: Eukaryota; Metazoa; Chordata; Mammalia; Chiroptera; Hipposideridae. The record is from RefSeq and is a predicted model, not a curated record.
GCCGCAUGGCCGGCUCUGGGAGGAGCUGACCCGGCCGCGUCUUGUCUGCACCUCACUUUCGCGGAACGUGACUGAGCAGCUGUAGCCGACAGCUAGCAGCUCUCUGCGAGGAGGGGUGGAGGUGGGAGAUAACGGUGAUUUCCUCCCUGCUUGGCCCACAGCAAGCACCGACUCCCUUCUCCACGCGGCUCCGGGCUGCAGAUGUAGCAGCUCCUACUUCAACUAUGGGUACCUAUACCAACCAGUAGCUUUCCCAGGAUGUAAUUUGACGCUUACUUGCUAAACUUCAAAUAGAUCUGGUUGGAGUUGCAAGGUGAAAGAAAAUGAAUUCUUUUUCUGAUUUACCUGCCAAGAACUUAACCAUUGCAGUCAAUGUGACCAAGACUUUGUCCUCAACAGUAAUGCAUGGAUUUAAUUCCACUAAUGAUGCACCUUCAAUGUCAAUAACAAGGCUUUUUCCAGCCUUACUAGAAUGCUUUGGCAUAGUCCUUUGUGGCUACAUAGCAGGAAGAGCCAAUGUCAUAACAUCAACACAGGCCAAAGGACUAGGAAAUUUUGUCUCCAGAUUUGCACUUCCAGCUUUAUUAUUCAAAAACAUGGUUGUACUUAAUUUAACCAAUGUGGAUUGGUCUUUCCUAUAUAGCAUCUUAAUUGCCAAAGCUUCUGUAUUUUUCAUUGUAUGUGUAUUAACCUUAUUGGUUGCCAGUCCUGAUAGUCGAUUUAGCAAAGCUGGACUAUUCCCUAUUUUUGCUACACAAAGUAAUGACUUUGCCUUGGGAUAUCCUAUAGUUGAAGCUUUAUAUCAAACUACAUAUCCAGAAUAUCUCCAGUACAUUUAUUUGGUGGCGCCAAUAUCUCUUAUGAUGUUAAACCCUAUCGGGUUCAUUUUCUGUGAAAUCCAGAAAUGGAAAGACACUCAAAAUGCUUCUCAAAACAAAGUAAAAAUUGUGGGACUUGGACUUCUGCGUGUAUUACAGAACCCAAUAGUAUUUAUGGUCUUCAUUGGCAUUGCCUUCAAUUUUAUUCUCGAUAAAAAGGUGCCCGAAUAUAUGGAAAAUUUUCUUGAUGGACUUGCAAAUUCUUUUUCUGGAUCAGCUCUAUUUUAUCUUGGUCUUACAAUGGUAGGAAAAAUAAAGAAACUGAAGAAGUCGGCAUUUGUUGUACUAACACUUCUCAUCACAGCUAAACUCCUGGUGCUGCCACUUCUGUGCAGAGAAAUGGUGGAACUCUUGGACAAGGGCGGCAGUGUAGUGAACCAUACAAGUUUAUCAAAUUACGCAUUUUUGUAUGGUGUCUUUCCUGUAGCACCAGGUGUGGCUAUCUUUGCAACACAGUUCAACAUGGAAGUAGAGAUUAUAACCUCAGGGAUGGUAAUAAGCACGUUCGUGUCUGCACCCAUCAUGUAUGUUUCUGCCUGGUUACUGACCUUUCCCUCAAUGGACCCUAAGCCAUUGGCAUAUGCCAUACAGAAUGUUAGUUUUGAUAUAAGUAUUAUCAGCCUGGUCUCCUUGAUCUGGUCUCUCGCUAUUCUUCUUUUGAGUAAGAAAUAUAAACAGCUUCCUCAUAUGCUUACAACUAAUUUACUCAUCGCUCAGUCUAUUGUCUGUGCUGGAAUGAUGAUAUGGAAUUUUGUUAAAGAAAAAAAUUUUGUUGGACAGAUUCUGGUGUUUGUUCUAUUGUACAGCUCCCUCUAUAGCACCUACCUAUGGACAGGCCUUCUAGCAAUUUCUUUGUUUCUUUUGAAAAAGAGAGAGGGAGUACAAAUUCCUGUUGGAAUCAUCAUAAUAUGUGGCUGGGGAAUUCCUGCUCUUCUUGUGGGUGUUCUUUUGAUUACUGGAAAACAUAGUGGAGACAGCAUUGAUUCAGCCUUCUUUUAUGGAAAAGAGCAGAUGAUCAUCACAUCCGUCACCCUGUUCUGCAGCAUUGGGAUAGCCGGAAUAUCACUAAUGUGCAUGAACCGCACCACCCAAGCAGGACACUAUGAAGGCUUCCAGCAUUCUCAGAACCACGUGGCGGCAGAGACUGGAAGCGCUGCUUUUGAGGACAGCCCAGUGCCGAUAAACGAACCCGAGCCUUUUACAAGUGCUAUCCCAGAAACAAGUUGCUGCUCCUGCUCCAUGGGAAAUGGUGAAUUACACUGCCCAUCCGCAAAGCCAGUAGCCAACAUAAGCACUAGUGGGCCUCUGACUCCUUCAUUUGAGAAAAAUGAUCAUUGUGUGAGCCGCUGUAACUCCCAGAGCUGCAUAUUAGCCCAGGAAGAAGAACAGUAUCUACAGAGUGGAGACCAACAACUGACUCGACAUGUGUUGCUGUGUUUACUUCUCAUUAUUGGCCUGUUUGCUAAUCUUUCCAGUUGUUUAUGGUGGCUAUUCAACCAAGAGCCUGGAAGACUCUAUGUUGAGUUACAGUUCUUCUGUGCUGUGUUUAACUUUGGCCAGGGAUUUAUUUCCUUUGGCAUCUUUGGAUUGGACAAACAUUUGAUCAUCCUACCUUUCAAAAGAAGACUUGAAUUUCUAUGGAACCAUAAAGAAACAGCAGAAAACAGGGAUUCUCCUGUUCCUGAGGAAAUAAAAAUGACCUGUCAACAAUUUAUCCAUUAUCACCGUGACCUCUGUAUCCGAAAUAUAGUCAAAGAAAGAAGGUGUGGUUCAAAGACUUCUGCUGGGACCUUCUGUGGCUGUGACCUGGUGAACUGGCUAAUUGAAGUCGGCCUUGCCUCCGACCGUGGUGAAGCUGUGAUAUAUGGAGACAGACUGGUGCAAGGGGGAGUCAUCCAACAUAUCACCAACGACUAUGAAUUUCGGGAUGAGUACUUGUUUUACAGAUUUCUUCAGAAGAGUCCUGAACAUAGUCCUCCUGCUAUUAAUGCAACCACUCCCCAGCAGGAAAGGUAUAAAGAAAUUGAGCAUUCAUCCCUAUCCCCAAAGACCUAAAUUAUGAAGGAGAGAACCCCACAUGGAGUCAUAUUCUAGCCCCAGACCUGUUACUUAUUAACUGUGUGACCUUGGGCAAAUCACAACCUCUCUGAGCCUCAGGUGCCUCUUCUGUAAAGUUUGAUAUGUUCCCACCCCAUGCUAACAUUCUGUGAUUUUAUGUGUAUGCAAAACACACAGGAAACUGACAUAG